AUGUUUAGUAUAUCAUCGACGCCCUACGUCUGCGCUCGAUGUCUGUCGCCGCAAGCGCGUCGCCUUUACGCAACCGACUCUGCUAGCAAGACUGCACCGCAGUCGCCUCCGCCAUCUGGAGCCGCAAAGCUCUCGAACCGACGUCUGAUCUCUUUACACGGCCAGGAAACACCCAAGUUUCUGCAAGGCAUCAUAACCAACAAUGUUCGCCCAGAAUCUGCGGCCGGAUUCUACGCCGCCUUCCUGACAGCGCAAGGAAAGGUCCUUCACGAUACUUUCGUCUAUCCUACUCCAAGAAGUCAAUGGCAUAAGCAACAAGGGCCAGAGGACGAUCCGGGAUAUCUAGUGGAAGUUGAUGCUGAACACGCAGACUCGCUGAUGAAGCAUCUAAAGAGACAUAAGCUGCGAUCGAAAUUCAAGCUACGCUUGAUCGAACCUGACGAGCUAGGAGUUUGGAGUUUGUGGCGCGAGGGUGAGCGGUGGACAGCGCAUGGACAGCCAAAGACCGAUGAAGGAAUCAUAAGUCUCACUGAUUGUCGCGCUCCUGGAAUGGGCGAACGUCUGAUUCUGUCAGAUUUGCAGGUUGAGGAUGCCUUAAAAGAGGUAGAGCAGUCUUCUUUGGAAGCGUAUACAAUUCGGCGUUAUCUGAGAGGCGUGCCCGAGGGUCAAAAGGAAAUGCCGAGAGACGACUGCUUGCCAAUGAAUUGCAACAUUGACAUUAUGGGAGGCAUCGAUUUCAAGAAGGGCUGCUAUGUUGGACAAGAACUGACCAUUCGCACACAUCACACUGGCGUCGUACGCAGAAGGAUACUCCCGGUCAUCCUAUAUGAGCACUGCAAGGACGCUCCCGAGAUAUUGAAGUACGAAAGCUCAUCGGCCACGAGCGCGGCUACGAUGGCCGGCCUCGAGAUCAAACGGAACGACAAGCGAAAGCGGAGCACAGGCAAGCUCAUUUCAGGAAUUGGUAAUAUCGGCCUUGGCAUGUGUCGGCUGGAACAAAUGACCGAUUUGAAAGUCAGCAGUGAGCCAAGCUCUUUCCAGCCGGAGGAUAAAUUCUUGCUUCAAACUGGCCAGGGCAAAGAGUUUGGGGUGAAAGCAUUCGUUCCAGACUGGGUACGAGGCAGCAUUCGUGAGCCCAAAAUGCAGAAACGAGUCGAAUAA
This is a messenger RNA of Pseudocercospora fijiensis CIRAD86, 1161 nucleotides long. RefSeq lists its product as uncharacterized. Gene Ontology annotation, cellular component: mitochondrial matrix. Lineage: Eukaryota; Fungi; Ascomycota; Dothideomycetes; Mycosphaerellales; Mycosphaerellaceae. The transcript has a single exon. Gene Ontology annotation, molecular function: protein binding. The record is from RefSeq and is a predicted model, not a curated record. The coding region runs from base 1 to 1161 and encodes 386 amino acids.